AUGUCUCAAAUCGAAAAACUUCUUUCUGUAAAAGGAAAACCAAUGAUUCAUCACGAAGGUUACAUCUACACUGCAGAACGUACAACAUCGACGAAAUUGAUCUUUCGUUGCCAGAAUCGAGAUUGUAAAGCUCGAUGUCAUACCAAUUUAUCUAUGGACGUAUUUCUCUCACAACCAACAGCUCACUGUCAUGCUCCUCAACCUGAUCGUGUGCCUGCUAUUCAAUUAAAAAAUGAAAUUAAAGCUCGUGCCGUAACAACAGAUGAAUCAACCAGUUCCAUUAUUCAUUCUGCUUUGCGUACGUAUCCGUUGAGUGCUGCUGGUGAACUUCCAAAAAAUGAAGCACUUAUGCUAAUGAUUCGACGACAGCGUACUGUUGAAACAAUCGAUGUCGAUGGUUGUUUACUGGAAAAAUUAAGAAAGACGUAUCGCGAUGAAGACUUCAUCUUGCACGAAGACAAAAAUUUAAUUAUCUUUACAACAAAAACAAAUUUAUCGAUUCUGAAGCAAAAUAAACAUUGGUUCGCUGAUGGAACAUUCAAAGUGUGUCCUGAUGAUUAUUAUCAAUUAUUCACGUUACACGCGAUGAUGACUAAUGCAAUUAUCCCUCUCGUCUAUGGAUUAUUAAUUGGAUGUUUCUUUCAUUUUUCACAAGCGAUAUGGCGGCAAGUUCAAGGAAAAGGAUUGGUAACAAAAUAUAAAGAAGAUGAGUACUUUCGUUUAAAUGUAAGAAAAUUGAUUGCUCUUGCCUUUGUUCCAGUAGAUGAAAUUACAACCGGCUUUGACUUAAUUGUCAAUCAAUUCGACGAUGACGCCGAUGAUUUACUUGAUUAUUUUGAAAAAACAUGGAUUGGUGAACCAAAAAGAAGAGGAGCUGGUCGAAAGAAGCCUCAAUUUGAUCACAAAUUAUGGAAUAUGCAUGAUCGUGUCGUCGCUGCUGUACCUCGUUCGAACAAUUCGGAUUGGAUUAAUUAA
This is a messenger RNA of Rotaria sordida, 975 nucleotides long. Lineage: Eukaryota; Metazoa; Rotifera; Eurotatoria; Philodinida; Philodinidae. The record is from the annotation of a GenBank genome assembly.